Messenger RNA from Coregonus clupeaformis (lake whitefish), 495 nucleotides. Its product is annotated as glycine-rich cell wall structural protein 1-like. The coding region runs from base 1 to 495 and encodes 164 amino acids. The transcript has 3 exons. NCBI's taxonomy places the organism in Eukaryota, Metazoa, Chordata, Actinopteri, Salmoniformes, Salmonidae. The record is from RefSeq and is a predicted model, not a curated record.
AUGCAGCCUGACGGCCUCAGCCAGGACGGCCUCAGCCAGGACGGCCUCAGCCAGGACGGUCUCAGCCAGGACGGUCUCAGCCAGAACGAUGCGUUCACUCAGGUGGGGACGGGAGGUGGAGCGGUGGGGACGGGAGGUGGAGCGGUGGGGACGGGAGGUGGAGCGGUGGGGACGGGAGGUGGAGCGGUGGGGACGGGAGGUGGAGCGGUGGGGACGGGAGGUGGAGCGGUGGGGACGGGAGGUGGAGCGGUGGGGACGGGAGGUGGAGCGGUGAGGACGGGAGGUGGAGACAAGGUGGGGACAGGAGGUGGAGACAAGGUGGGGACAGGAGGUGGAGACAAGGUGGGGACAGGAGGUGGAGACAAGGUGUGGACAGGAGGUGGAGACAAGGUGGGGACAGGCGGUGGAGACAAGGUGGGGACAGGCGGUGGAGCGGUGGGGACAGGAGGUGGAGCGGUGGGGACAGGCGUUGGAGACGAGGUGUGGACAGCCUAA